CUGUAAGCAAAAUUUGAAAAGUGUAGAAAAAUGUGAAAGAAGUAAAUUGAAAUUAAAUAAAUAGAAUGUCCUUGGGAGGUUGUCCAGCGGGAUUUGAAUCAAGUGAUGAUGAGGAUGAAGAAUUUCUGGCAUUCAAUCAGGUAGGUGCAGAUGAGGAUAAUCCAGAUGACUUCCACAUUAAAAACAGAAAUUAUUUUAGGGACAAUUUGAAACAUGGUGAAUGGAAAUUCAACAAUAAAAAGAAAAAUGAUUUUGCUCCAAUGUCAGAUUUGAUGACAAAUAAAUUUCUUUGGACCAAAAACUCAUUCACUAAACGUUGUGUAGAUGGUAACAGCCAAUCAAAUUUAAACUUCAACCACACACCAACCAGCAUAAACCAAAUAAUAAAUGACCAACACAACAUUCAUGAGGUAAAUUCUUUUAAUCCCACCCCCAAACCUUGCAAACACCUUUCUGAUAUAAUUAGUGAGAACAUUGCAAAUAUGGACCAGAGACUUCCUCUGUUUGAUCCUCUUCGGAGACCCAGCAAUUCAGACUCGUACUGGUUUGAGGUGCUUGUCGAGUUGUUCAAAGAUAACAGAAAUAAUCAAGCUCUCAUGAAUACAGAGAUGUCAAAAUGCUGGAAAAUUGUUCCCAAUCCAUUCUCCACUACCGUCUACUUUAUCAAUAAGUCGUCUCUCUUGCCUAUUAAUCAAAGAGUAAAGUUCAUGAACAUGGUCAUGAGGUCUCUCGAAUCAUGGAAGACAAAAACAAAAGAAAUAUUGAGAGACAGUCUGCCAGGGUCUGUCAAUCAACCAUCUCAACCUACCAUCGCUAUCACUCCAUCGGCCCCUGUCAAUUUAGAAUCUUUGUUAUCAAAGGAGAUUAAAUUAAGUGCUAUAAGAACUGUCACCAGCCAUGCAGUUCUGCCUGAUUUCCAACUUUUCUCUUCCUGUUUUGAACUUGGGGAAGAGGACAACCCAGAGUUUAUAAAUAUUGUACACGGACUGAUUGAAAAGCAUGAAUAUAUUAAGGCUUCCAGGUGCAUCACUGCUUUACAUCUUCAUCAGUAUUUUCAAUGCAAUGUGAUAUGUCUGUCCCUGUUGAGCCAGGGCCACAUUGCAGAGCUGGAGAGGUACUUGCACGACCAGCCUGGCCAGCAGGUUGAAUUCCUUCAAACCAUCGACAACUUCCUACACAAGCCCACUCUCAUUGAUCAGUAUUUGGGGUCAACAGAUGUGCCUAGAUUAAAAAGAGAUAAUUUAAGUCAAAAAUCACUCUACAAACUUGGAGUCAGAUUGCAAAAACUUUAUAAGGCUGAUGAAAAAACAUGUCCUCACAUUUCCUUCGUCCAGACAUGCAAGAGCAUCAAGUACCUCAUAGUUAAGAGGUUUCUGCUGGCUUCAGCAGGUACAAAUACAGAACUCCAGUUAUUUCUAAUCAACCAGUUAAUUGAUCAGUAUGAAAUAAGCACGGCUGUUAAGAUGGCUACCGUUCUGAACAUGAACCCUAAGCUCCUCCCACAUCAAAUUGCUGACGAUGUAGCUGUUGCUCUUUCAAAAAAGGAGCACGAAACAUCGAUCUGUCCCCCUGCAGUUGAGACGGAAAGUUUCAUGAAAAAUUUUCAUCAUUUGAGCAUUCCUAGGUCUGCCAUUGUGUGGGUGGACGAUGCUAAUAUGCUGGAUGAGUGCCUUAAGAAGUUGAAGGUUGUCGUGAAUGAAGUUGUUGUCGGGUUUGAUACCGAGUGGAGGCCGACAUUUGGUUCAUCAACAUAUAACACCAAAAUCUCGUUGGUUCAGCUGUCAACUCGAACGCACGUGUACCUCCUGGACGUCUUCAACCUCCUGCCGACCGUCACUGAACAUGCCUGGAGCGACUUCUUCGUCGACGUCUUCACUAAUGAGAACAGGCUUAUUGUCGCACGUCAUGCAUUUCAAUUCCUCGAUCUCGGAGGAGUCCCAGUUCAAACGUUGGAUGCUUAUUGUCUGUUGGAGUUGUACGACGUGCUGCAGUUGAACAACAGCUCGAUGAUGGGGGAGAUGAUGACCGAGAGAGGGGCUACCGUCAAGAUGGAUCGGAGGUCCCCCAAGUACCAAAGCAAGGUGAAAUUAGUAAGUGACAAGCAGGCCCUUAGAAAAGAAGAAAUCAUUAGAUAUACAUUAUUAAACAGGGUUCCAUCAUCAGCGUUGAAGUUUGUAUGUGAUUCCAUGUUGAUUGGACUUGGGAAGGAGAUGAGGAUGUGUGGGAUAGAUACGUACAUCAUUGAGGCUGACGACCCACACGAGAUGGCCGCUAACAUCGCAAAAGAGGAGAUGAGAAUCCUGUUGAGUUCAGGACUUGCUUGUGUCUUAAUGACGAGUAACAUGAAAGCAGAUCGAUUUUAUUGCGUGGAGUCGAGGAUCAUACACGAACAACUGCAUGAAAUUUUGGAUAAGUUCAAUAUAAAAGUCACUGAAGAUGACAUGUCAUCGAGAUGCCAGAUGUGCAACCACAACAAAUUCCUGAAGAUCAGUCAGACGGAGAUGAAGUUUCUGUGGUUGCUAAAGAGGUUGAUGUUGGACCUGCAGGUUCCUCACGAGUUCAGGAACGUCAACGAACAGCAGAUUCUUGACGUCCUCGACAAGCCACUGUCCUUCUCGGUGGUCGAUGACGUCAGCAUGAGCAGCCACGAGAGCGACUCCAGUAUGAUGGAAGUUUACACUUUCAAGUCCACACAUACGACUGACUCGCCGACCAAGAUGAGAGCCUCGAUCAGGAGUCGGGAUUUCAAACCGGAAGAUAACAUAACAAAAAAUGUUAAAGGCAGUUCCGCUGUGAUCUACGCCAAGUUGAGCAACCAGAAAACUGUAAAUGCCAUCAUGGGGAUUAGUGAUGCGAAGAGGAAGUUGAAGAAGAAGAAAUCUUCGGAAGCAGCGGUGGCUGCAGCGGCUAAUGAAAGGAAACUGAGUCCUGCUUCCAUAACAUCCAGGCAGGAGAUGCUGGAAAAUUUUAAAGGUAUCAGCAAGGGCCUGGAGAAUAAUAUGAUCGAUUUGAGGGAAUGUGACGACCAUUGUUUGCUGGAUAACACUGCCAUAAGCAAAGCUCAUCACUCUAUGAAUGGUUCUGAGUUUGAUGUUUCGACAAGUCAUGACUAUAGAUUCAACGACAUAGAUCUAAAAUCGUUCAUCAUCGGCAACACUCAAACGACUAUUCAGUGUGAAUGGCUGCCUAUCAAACGAUUGAAUGAAGUUGAAGAGUUCCUCGUCUGCACGGGUUGUGGCAAGAUUUACUGGGACAGCGUCAACAAAUAAGAAAUAAGUCUACAAUAAUAAGUAGAUUUAGAUGGUCAUAAGAAUGUUUAACGUCUUUCAUUUAUUAUUUUAAGUUAGAAAACUGUCUCAACAAAAUGCUUUUGCUAAGUUUUUUUAUUUUUAAAUCUGCAAGAUGACCAUCAAUCACUCUAGAGUUAUCACCAACAAACAUCCAAAUAAAUUAAAAAGAGUGGUUCUUUUGUUUCUGUCGAAUUAGAACGUCGACUCAACGGUAGUCGACUACUUCUGUUUGUGUGUGAGUGCUAGUUGGGGCCAUGUCUGCUUUUAAAUGCGGAGUAGCAUCUCGUGUCAAUAUAUAUAUAUAUUCUAUAUAUUAUAUUCUAUAUAUUAUAUUCUAUAUAUUAUAUUCUAUAUAUUAUAUUCUGUAUAUUAUAUUCUGUAUAUUAUAUUCUGUAUAUUAUAUUCUGUAUAUUUUAUUCUAUAUAUUAUUCUAUAUAUAUGUGGUGGUUCGUUUGUUCAUUUUGUUGUCUAUGCAUAUGAAGUUCGAGUGUUCAUUUUGAUGUCUAUGCGUGAAGCACCUUGGUCGCCAUAGUAAUUGAAAAGAUUUCUGAAUGUGAAAAUUUUAAAAACAAUUGUGUUAAUGCUGUGUUAGGAAUAAUUGAAAAAUAUAAAAAUUACACAUGUCUGCAACGAGAUAUCUUCUCAACGAGGAAUUAGCUUCAAACCACAAAAUAGUUCCGCAAUUUCGCUUACAAAUAGCAAAACCCAACAUUUUCAAAGAAAAUUUUAAAAAGUUAAAAGAAAUUCAAAGAGAAAAUAAACUGAAAAAUGAAUCAAAAUUGCCGGUAAAAGCUAUGUGGAAGUCAUGUAAAUAUGACAAUGUGGAAUCUAAGCUAAAAGAAUAUUUAGAAGUUAAUUUUCCUUGUUCAACAGGAGAAAAUAAAAAUUCAAGAGUUUUUUCAUCAAGACCUCCAUCUAGAUCUGGCAGUAGCAUGAAUUUAAAUCUCAGCAGUGCUAGAAGCAACGUUGACUUUAUAAAACUGAAUGGAUGUGCUGCCAAAAAUUCUGUGAGGAGGUGCCCAAGUACUCCUAAUUUGAAAGAUUCAAGCAGAAGUUGCACACGUGUCAGUCAUCAAACAGGACAAAUACCUCAAUAUUUGAUAGAAAGAAAAGAAGAAUGGCGACAAGCUGAAGAGACAAGGAGGAGGAUGAAUGAAGAGAAAUUAAUUCCUGCUGGUCACAGACUGAUGUCCGAAGAUGAACGCAUCUCCACACUCCAACAGACCACAAAAAGGAGGGAAGACAUCGUCCAGCAACUGUCGCACCUGCCGCUGAGGAACGACACAAUGAAGUUGCAAAAACUGAGGGAGGACUUGGAACAGAAGCUGGCGAAGUUGGACGACGCCGUCAGAAUAUUUUCCAGAAGUAAAGUUUUUGUAAGGAUGGAUAGAUGACAGACAGUUCACGCGGUGCCAAAGUUUCGAUUUUUUUAUAUAAAAGAACGAACAUUUAAACGAUUUAAUUGAAAAUGUACAACACAGAAACGCAAUUUUAAUACUAAUAGAAAAAAAACUAACAGACAAACAUCUGACCGAACAAAUAAUUCACCAUAAUUUCAAAGUAAAUAUAACCGCAAUGAAUGAUAAAAACGUUUAAUUUUCUGUUUAAAGUAUAAAGUGUUUUUGGGUAGUUGUUAGUGUGUUUAAGCGAUAUUCAAACCCAGAUGUCACACAUACAUCAGUCACUGAAGUCACUUAUCAUCUGUGUACUUGAUUGGAAUCAAUCUUUCAGAUGGUUUGAGGUGAGGGGCAGGUGCUUCAAUGGUCAACACGCCAUCCUUUGUUAUCGUUGGCCUGAUCUGAUCUGCCUUUACACCAUCAGGAAGGGAAUACUGGCGAACAUAUAAACGAUGGGACUCUCCAGCCUCAUUCUUUGUGUCACUCCUUGCAUGAACCUGUAGAAUAUUGUUCCCAAGAACCUUGACCUUCACUUCUUCAGGCUUGAAGCCAUGAACAUUGAAGUCCAACUUGAGUUUAGUUUCACCCUU
Molecule: messenger RNA, 5277 nt
Organism: Helobdella robusta
Lineage: Eukaryota; Metazoa; Annelida; Clitellata; Rhynchobdellida; Glossiphoniidae
Exons: 24
Coding region: 66-3269 (1067 amino acids)
Biological process (GO): nucleobase-containing compound metabolic process
Molecular function (GO): 3'-5' exonuclease activity; nucleic acid binding
Source: RefSeq, a predicted model, not a curated record